AUGGAUGAACAAUUAUUGGAUGCAAUGUGUGACCGGCUCAAGCCAGUUCUUUACACAGAGAAUAGCUUCAUAGCUCGUGAGGGGGAUCCAGUAGAUGAGAUGCUCUUUGUCAUGCGAGGAAAUCUAUUGACUAUGACUACCAACGGUGGUAGAACUGGCUUCUUCAACUCCAUUGAUCUCAAGGCUGGUGACUUCUGUGGAGAAGCACUUCUUACAUGGGCUUUGGAUCCCAACUCUUCCUCUAGUCUUCCCACUUCAACCAGAACAGUGAAAGCCAUUACAGAUGUUGAAGCUUUUGCCCUUAUGGCUGAUGACAUGAAGUCUGUGGCCUCCCAGUUCCGUCGUCUACACAGCAAGCAGUUCCAGCACACUUUCAGGCAAUGGAGGACAUGGGCAGCCUGUUUUAUACAAGUAGCAUGGCGCCGACAUUUUAGAAGGAAGCUAGACAAGUCUCUGCGCGAGGAAGAAAAUAGACUGCAGGAUGCAUUGGCAAAAGAAGGGGGAACAUCACCAAGCCUUGGUGCCACCAUUUAUGCGUCAAGAUUUGCCGCCAAUGCACUACGUGCUUUGAGGCGCAAUCGUGCACGCAAUGCGAAAAUGCCACAGUGGUUACCUCCUUUAUUGCUUCAGAAGCCAGCAGAGCCUGAUUUUAGUGAUGAAGGUCAGUAA
Messenger RNA from Ilex paraguariensis (yerba mate), 669 nucleotides. Lineage: Eukaryota; Viridiplantae; Streptophyta; Magnoliopsida; Aquifoliales; Aquifoliaceae. The record is from the annotation of a GenBank genome assembly.